Messenger RNA from Knipowitschia caucasica, 435 nucleotides. Lineage: Eukaryota; Metazoa; Chordata; Actinopteri; Gobiiformes; Gobiidae. The record is from the annotation of a GenBank genome assembly.
AUGCACCUAAUUGAUCGCUACAUGCUGAUCCCACUGAGCGUGCUGAAGGGGGUGUGCUGGUGGGGGGCCAUGGGGAGCAUAUGUCGCUGUCAGCGUGGAAAACAGGGGACAGAUGGGGCUCAGGGCUGUCAGUCACAGGUCCCAGACAGAGAUGGGCAUCAGCAGCCGGACUUCAACUCCCACCAAUGUCCCGCCAGACCCACCCGUCAACAUCAGGAUUAUGUGUUGAAGUUUCACAGAGGGAAUGGAAAGAGUCGAUCGAGCAUCCUGGACUUCAACACUUACAUAAAGGCCGUGUCCUGGAUGGACAAGUUCAAUGGCGGCGGUGGUCUGGUGGACAUGGUGCUUGCCUCUGCUGGCUCUGACCGCGGUGGACUGCAACAGGGAGAACUUCGGGUCACCAGGCUAUCGGCCACUCGUGCGAUUCCGACAUAA